UAUAAACUAUGUAUUCAGAAGAUACCAUAUGUAUUUAUAAGUUUAGUUAAUUAUUAAAUAUUUCUGAAGAGAGGACAGCAGAGCUGACCUGCCUGAGCAGCCCUCCUUGGGAACCUUUCUGAAGCUAAAGUUCUUUUCCAAUGCAAGGACAGAGCAGGCAGCAGAAAUCAUGAAGUCCCACUCAGCCACUUCCCACAGAGGAUUUGUUUCCUGGCAGGUGCUCCUGUGGACAGCCUCACUUUUAACCUCCUGGAGCCCACCCACCACGGCCCAAAUGAGUAUUGAAGCAUUUCCUUUUGAUACUGCUAUAGGGGAAGAUGUUCUUCUAGUUAUCAAGAAUAGGACAAGAAACGCUAGAGCCUAUACCUGGUACAGAGGGGAAUGGGUUACUCCUGUCAGAAAAAUUGGAGCAUUUACAUUAGCCACUGACAGCUCUGCGUAUGGGCAGGCAUACACCCGAGAGACGAUAUAUGGCGAUGGAACCAUGCUGUUGCAGAACCUUACUACAGCAGACAUAGGAAUCUAUACUGUGCAAAUCAUAUUGCAAAAUUUUCUGAGUGUUUUGAUAUCUGGAGAGUUUCAUUUACACCCGCCAGUGUUAGCACCCUCUCUCCAGAUCCCCCUAACCGAACUCCCAGAAAAUGAUACUGCAGUCCUGACCUGCUCCUCAGAAGAGCAUGUACUCUCCAUUGAGUGGUACUUCAACAACCAGACUCUGGAGCUCACAGAGAGGAAGACUCUGUCUGUGGACAACUUCACCCUCACCAUAGAACCAUUCAAGACAGAUGUUGGGGAGUAUAUGUGUCAGGUCUCUAAAAUUGGCAGUUUCAAGAAAAGUAACCUCAUCAGUCUAUCUGUGAAAUAUAUACCACCACCACCACCACCACCAACUCCUCGCCCCCCCCCCCAAAUCUAAUGGCAUUAUGGUUCCAAUUGUGGCUGGGGUAGCUCUGCUAAAUGCUCUUUUGUGUUUCUUGUG
Fukomys damarensis (Damara mole-rat) is the source of this 979-nucleotide messenger RNA. Its product is annotated as carcinoembryonic antigen-related cell adhesion molecule 8-like. Lineage: Eukaryota; Metazoa; Chordata; Mammalia; Rodentia; Bathyergidae. Gene Ontology annotation, molecular function: protein tyrosine kinase binding. Gene Ontology annotation, biological process: regulation of immune system process; signal transduction. The record is from RefSeq and is a predicted model, not a curated record. Gene Ontology annotation, cellular component: cell surface; plasma membrane.